UCGAAGGAGGAAUGAAGGAGUGGUCUGAGGAUGAAGACAACUCCCUCUCAGGAGAACUAAAAGCUGUGACAGAUCAAGCUAAAACUCAGUUGUAUCGAACCAUCACAAAAUGCAUCUCCUUGCUCUGGUCUUUGGGAUUGUGCUUCUCCCUGCAGCCUACCCCCUGAAAUGUUAUGAGUGUUUACCGGGAAGCUCAGGAACCUGCACGGACACAGAAAAAGAAUGCCCUUCAUCAUCUUAUCAGUGUGGUGCACUGAGAAUCGCUUCAUAUGCAGGUGGUUCAGAGCUUGCUAAUGUCCACAUGAAAACUUGUGUUAUGGCUGACCAGUGUGUUGAGGGCUCAGUCAACUUGGGAAUUUCCAGAACCGUACUCACCAACAAGUGCUGCGCCUCCGAGCUCUGCAACGCCCAACAUGCCCCUGCGCCCAGCAAAUCCAAUCCCAAUGGUAAGAAGUGCUACUUCUGCAACGGACAAGAGUGCACCGCAACUCUGAACUGUCAGGGGAGUGAGGACCACUGCAUCUCAACAACAGUGUCUUCAGGAGGUGCACAGACUGUCUUGAAAGGCUGUGCCUCCAAGCUGUUGUGCUCAGCCACACAAAAUGCACAGCUUCAAGCACUCAUUGGACAAGAAAUUAGCUGCUGUCAGGGUGACUACUGCAACAGUGCCAGCAGCACAAGUGCUGGCCUCCUGCUCCUGGUGGCACCGCUGGUCUCUUUGUUCACGCUCUCUUAAGUGGUGACGAUGGCAGCAUCACUGCUCAGUUUUCUUUAUACCUUCGCUUUGAAAAUAUAUUGUAGUUAUACUAUGAUUUCCCUUUGUCUACUGACUCAAACAGUUUCUAACCUGUUUUUUUUUUUUUUGCAUGUUUCCUCUCAAGAUAAUAGAAACUGUUUUGCGCGGAUCAAUAACUGCUGUCUCAUGUUGAUGCACAACUUUUGUUCUGAGUGCUAUUGCGAAGCUGAAACCUGUUUUUACUUGGAGUUAUUAGGACUAUUGUAAUGUCACUGAUUAAAAGCGAAAUAAAAACAUUUUUUGAAAUUCUG
Molecule: messenger RNA, 1047 nt
Organism: Chelmon rostratus (copperband butterflyfish)
Lineage: Eukaryota; Metazoa; Chordata; Actinopteri; Chaetodontiformes; Chaetodontidae
Product: urokinase plasminogen activator surface receptor-like
Exons: 5
Coding region: 110-736 (208 amino acids)
Source: RefSeq, a predicted model, not a curated record